Molecule: messenger RNA, 948 nt
Organism: Saccostrea cuccullata (small rock oyster)
Lineage: Eukaryota; Metazoa; Mollusca; Bivalvia; Ostreida; Ostreidae
Product: DNA repair protein XRCC2-like
Exons: 2
Coding region: 79-948 (289 amino acids)
Biological process (GO): DNA strand invasion; double-strand break repair via homologous recombination
Cellular component (GO): Rad51B-Rad51C-Rad51D-XRCC2 complex; replication fork; centrosome
Molecular function (GO): ATP-dependent DNA damage sensor activity; ATP binding; four-way junction DNA binding
Source: RefSeq, a predicted model, not a curated record
UGAAAGUUCUGCUAAAAAAGGACAACCCCAAAUAGAGGGAAUUUUGAAAGCAGCAGCAAUAUGUAAUAAAGAUUACAGAUGCAAAGCGAGACAGGCCUCGAGCUUUUAGCACGACUUGGGAGCCGUCCCUCUAUAUCUGAUGUCUUGCCAGCCGUAUUUAAAGAAGGACCCAAUCCAAAAGAUGUCAUUGAGCUUUAUGGACCGGAAGGAACAGGCAAAACAGAAAUCCUGCUCAAUAUUGUGGCCCACACAAUCCUACCUAAAUCUUGGAAAUCCAUUCCACUGAAUGGAAAGGAUGCAACUGUCAUUUUCAUCGACAAUGAUUAUAAAUUUUGCAUUCUUAGACUUGUAACACUGAUGGAAAGUAGGAUAAAUAUGAUUCUGAAAAAUGUUGGUCAACAUGAACAGACAACUUCUGAUGUUGAGAUGCUUAUUCAAAAGAGUUUAUCUAAGCUGUCAUUAAUACGAUGUUCCAGUAGUGCUGACUUACUUGUGACACUAUAUAGUCUAGAACAAACAAUUCUUAGCAACCCUAAUCUAGCUGUAAUAAUGAUUGACAGCAUCUCUGCGUUUUAUUGGAUUGACAAAUGUAAUUGUGGAGAAAGUCUAUCUGCCCAGGAGAGGAAUGUGAGACUCGUCACAGAAGUGUUGUCUAAAUUUGUGAAGGAUUUCAGUGUAGUUGUGAUAGCCACAAAGUGUGAAUAUUUCAAGAAGAAGAUCCCAAAAGAUGACCCAUAUUCUGAAACUUCUUCCAGUGUUCCAGAUAAAAUGGACCAUCAAGAAUUUCUGUGUAAACCAUGGGGACAGCUUGUAACACAGAGGUUUAUUUUAGAAAAACAGCCUGCAAAUACUUUCAAGUGUCAGAUUGAAACUUCUAAAAAUAAUGUAUCUGUCAUCAAAUUUAAAAUUACAGAAAAUGGUAUAAAAUGUGUGUCUGGAAAUUUAUAA